Didymodactylos carnosus is the source of this 2973-nucleotide messenger RNA. Lineage: Eukaryota; Metazoa; Rotifera; Eurotatoria; Philodinida; Philodinidae. The record is from the annotation of a GenBank genome assembly.
AUGUAUUUGUAUUGCUUCUUGAAUAGUACCAUUACAAUGACAAAUUUAUUUGAUCUACUACGAACACAUAUUAUUAAUGGUAGUAUUAUUGAAGGUCAGGCCUAUAGUAAAUAUCAAUGUGAUGGUAUCCCGGAUAUUAAUUUAAUGAUAGAACAUGGUGAAAUUAAUUCACAAGAUGAAUUAAUACCAACAUCAUCCAUACCUGGUUUUGUUUAUGUCAAAUGGAAUUCAACAACACUCGGAAAGCUUCCAUAUCAAAUACAUCCACUACAAAAUAUUCGUUGUAUAUAUCAGUUAUCAAAUGACAAUAAAAGAAAAUCAAAAGCAUGUAUAGAUUAUUAUUUAAAGCAUAAACAUACAAUUGAUGCAAAAUUAUCGGUUCAAAAUGUGAACGCUCUAUACAGACAAUAUGACGAUGACUACGAUUGUGUGCCAUCAUUGAAACUCAAUUUUUGGCCAAAAGAUGUAAAAUCCUCAUUGGAACGUAUAAAACAGGCAUAUAAAACGAAAAAGCCAUUAUUGUUUGAUAAAUUAAAUUCAUCCUAUAUGCAUGUAAUACAGAAAUGGUCAACAAAAAGUGAUGAGAAGUACAAAAAUAUUGAAUUUCGUUAUUCAUUUUCAAAUGUUGAAAAAUUAUUGGCACACGAACGUACAUUAAAUGAAAAAAUUCUUAAUGGUAUAGCACGAAGUAUCUUCUAUAAAUAUUUGUAUAAGAAAGGUUAUAUACCAUCAUAUUUUAUAAAAACAACCGUUUUAUGGAUGUGUGAAUUGUAUGACUUUCGUUCAUUUGACGACACAAAUUAUGAUACACUUGCACAAACAUUGGGUGCCAUAUGGAUUGAUUUUGCAUGCGAUCAAUUAAAGUCGUAUACAUGUGAACAUUAUUUUAUUCAUGGUUUAAACAUUUUAGAAUUAUAUCCAAAAGAAAUAUUAGAUGAAUCGAGAAAAAUACUUGAAAAUGAUGCUCACAAAGAACUAGAUACACUUCAUUCUCAUUCGGAUAACGAGGAUGAUAUUAGUCAUAAACAAUUUUAUUUUGUUGGAGAUCUAAAUAAGGGAAUGGAUCAAUUACUUCUAGACGAAGAACAAGCACAUUUGGAUUACAUCGAAUUAGAAUCAAUGUUUUAUUCUAGUAGUGAUAAAAGGCCGGGUAUACUCGAUCAUUUGGUAUUAUUACAAACACUUGCCGCUUCUGAUGGUGAAGAAAAUAAUUGGCUUCUAUGGAAAAAAUUGUUUUUAGAUGAUUCUAUUAAUCUAUUGCCACCAAUACGUGAAGAAGAACAAGUACAUAGUCUCAUUACAUUUAUGGGUUCACUUGGCGGUGCGAGUAAGUAUCCUGUUUUCUUUAUGACAUAUAUGUAUCAGCUCUUUUCUUUAGCUAUAUUUUUGAAAGGUUUUACAGAGGAAAUUUACAUUACUGGUAAUGAGCGUACAUUAUACACUGAUGAUAAUAUUCAUCUUGACACAAGUACUAUGAUAAAUGCUAUGGUGUUAGUAAACGAUCUCUCAAUAUAUCCAAAUAAUAAUAAUCGUGCCUUAGCAUUUACCACAUCACAAGAAACAGAUUCGCCCCAAAAUUCAGUAUUAUCAAACCACCCUCUUGGACUACAAACGACAGAUGAUCGAUCUUUACCAUUAUUAUUCUCAAUACCACCAGAUGAAGAUGAUGUUGAUCCUGAAAAGUAUGACAAACAAUUGACUGAUCAGUUGCGACACUAUCAAGAAGAAACUCCAUGCCAUAAGCGAAAUGACGUUCAUCCCUCUACACCCUUGGUCCAUGCUAGUUUAUUACGCAUCCGCGCGUUUGGUACAUCAUGUUUUACAGGUGAAAAUCUUUCACCGUCAAAUACUUUAUGUGACCAUGACGUCGCUAAACUUUAUGAUGACUUUAUCAAUUGUCUUAUUCACGUGGCAGGGGUAGUUGGUGAGCCUACAUCAAAGAUUGACGAUGCUCAACAAUCUCAAAAAGAUUAUAGCACAUUUGAUCUCGAAUGGAAAGGUAAAAGUGGUAUUGAUACAAUAUCUGAAAUUAUUCGAUUGUUGCCGAAACUUGAAAUAAAACUUAGUCGAUACACGCCACUUCCACCCAUACAAUCGUCAGUCAUUGAUUUCAAUAGCUUAAAGGAAAAACCUGAUCUUGUUAUUAAAACAUCAUCACGACAUCAUUUUUCUCGAAUGGGCGGUGGCAAUAAUAUUCUCAUGUACGAUGAUAAUAACAAAAUAUGUGUUGUAAAUAAACUGACAAAAAAGUUGUAUAAAAUGUCAUGGUUAUAUCGGCCGUUUCGUACAAUUCCAGAAAAAUUUUUAUCCAAUGGUAUAAAUGAUAUAUGCUACAAUUUAAGAACAAAUUGUUUUAACAUUUUUACAUUUCGCACCAGUUAUUUUUUCAAUCCUUAUGGCAUGUGUAUAUAUCCGGGUAAAAUCCGACCAAUAAACUAUGCAAAGAAGCAUCAUAAUGUAUUUAUGAGUUGUACAAGUGAUCAACAUUCACUUUUCAUUGCUUAUUUUGGUAGAGGUGGUCCUAUUUUAGAACUUCAUCUAAGUGAGCCAAUACAGAGAAAAUUAUGGAAGUCACCGCAGUCGUGUAAAACAACAGCAUCAGUUAAAUGUAUUCGUCUUUCAUCUGACGGUAAAUAUUUGGGUGUAUUAUUAUAUUCACAACCAUUACUGAAAUCUAAUGAUGGUACAUUUAGAUUAUGUGAAAUUGAUUACAGUUUCGAAUUACGAGAUCGAGAAAUGAUAGUAUUAAAGUGCUUAACCGAAUUAUCAUCAAACUGUUGCGGCUUAUUAUCACUUUCACAACAUUGUUGGCUCCUUGUUCAAUCUGAUAAACUCUUGUUGAUUGAUCAAUACAUUAAAAUUCAAAAAAUAUUUGUUUAUAAACAGCAUGGUAGAAUAACAAAUGUUGCACUAAUUAAUCCACAUUGUUUGGCUAUUCGAACACAAAGUGAAAUUCGUUUUUAUUCUGUUUGA